GCUGAGCUUAUUAUCAGAGGCGGCUUCUUGUUGCAGAGACCAUUCCUCACUCUUUCCUCUGCAGAAAUAAAAACUAUCUACCUCUACAAAGGCCAUUUUAGUCAAAUUAACAGUUCCUUUCUUCUCUGUCAUCCACCUCCUUCCCUUUCUUCAAAGCCUACGCUUUCUUCCCAUUUCCUCCGAAAUCUCAUCCAAAGGACCAAAGCUACCUGCUUUCGUUUUACCCUUUUAUUAAAUUCGUAUCUGUUUCUUCCACUUUUACACAAUUCUUUAAACCUUCUCAUUGAUAGCUAAAAUUCUGUAAAGGCGAAGACUUUCCCCGACCUCCAUUGGAACCAUUGCAUGGACCGACUCACCUCCAUCACUCCCCUGCCGAUGGCGGUCGCCACAGCCAUCACUGGCGAGUUCAUAAACAACUCUCUGAGUUUCAUGCCUACAAACGGUUUGAUACCAUUCCCAACUGAUCCUGGCUUCACGAAGAGGGCCGCGAGCUACUGCUCCUUCAGCUCUGUCAACUACGGAGAUGCUCAACUUGGCAUGUUGGAGACUGGUAAGCUCUCGAGGGUCUCGAGCAGUCAGUCUCUGAAGUCAAAGGAGAACUCGUCCGUGACAGAUCUUGGUUUGAGCCCUGGUGAAAAUAAUGCAAGGAAGAGGAAGACAACGCCGAAGAGCAAAACAAAGGUGGCUGAGGAGAGUAAUUUGAAUGUGAAGAAAUACCGGUCGGCAGAGACUAGUGAUGAAAAUGUUGCCUUUCAGCUUAAGGAAGUACUGAAUGGUGAGAAAAAGCGGGGAAAAGAGGAUGGCUUAGAACUCCCUGAGCCUCCCAAGGACUACAUCCAUGUCAGGGCAAGAAGAGGCCAAGCCACUGAUAGCCAUAGCCUUGCUGAAAGGGUUAGAAGAGAGAAGAUAAGCCAGAGAAUGAAACUGCUCCAAGAUCUUGUGCCAGGUUGCAACAAGAUAACUGGUAAAGCACUAAUGCUUGAUGAGAUAAUAAACUAUGUGCAAUCAUUACAGCGGCAAGUUGAGUUCCUUUCAAUGAAGCUAGCCACUUUGAAUCCCCGGUUAGAUUGCAAUUUGACCAACGUCGUCUCAAAGGAGCCUUCUAUGGGCCAAACAAAUACUUCUUUACCAAGGUCAGUUUACCCCUUGGAUAAUUUAGCUACAGUUCCAUGUACUCACCAGUCCAACGAUGGAAGCUCUCUACAUGUUUGUGUGACCAAAGGCAUGGAAACUCAAAGUCCUUUCAGCCAGGUCAAUUAUACUCUUUCCUCUGAUGCUUUUGGAGGUACUACAUCUCAGAUUGGAAAUCUCUGGGAUUAUGAUCUUCAUAGUGUUGUUCAAAUGAGCCUUGUGCACAACCAGGAGACUGGAUUCACCUCUCAAAACUUCCAUGGGAAAUUAGCUACCAACAACAUGAAGGCAGAGCUCUGAUAACUUUUGGCUUCAUCAGAAUGGAAGAUCUCUUUUUAUGUAUAUAGUAAUAUCAAUUUAAGGUUUCGUUUGGGACGACUAUUUUGUUGCUUCUUAAAGCAGUUUUUUAGUACAAAAAUUAAAAUUUUUAUACUGAAAAGCUACUUUAAGAAGCAGCAAAAAAGUCGUCCCAAACGAAGCUUAAGUGUCUAUAGGAUGAGUAAACUGACAUUUUUUAGUCAUCCUUGAAACAUCUAUGUACUUUUUCCUUCCCCUACAUUAUGCUACUUAUUAUUUUUAGGAAUUCAGUAAGAUCUUCUAAUUCAUAGAGCAAUAGUAUCCUGUUUUGCAAUGGUGUCUGAACACCACAAGUAAGAUGCAAUAGGUUUGUGAGAAAGAAAUAACAGAGGGUGGUAAGAUAUAUGAUGAAACGGUAUUCAUUCUGUAAUAAAUUUGACAAAUAUUGUGAUUUUUUUCUUUUUUACCGUCAAUUGUGGCCAUAAUUAGAAGGCCUCCUUAAUUAG
Messenger RNA from Dendrobium catenatum, 1934 nucleotides. RefSeq names its product transcription factor bHLH78-like. Gene Ontology annotation, biological process: regulation of DNA-templated transcription. Lineage: Eukaryota; Viridiplantae; Streptophyta; Magnoliopsida; Asparagales; Orchidaceae. The record is from RefSeq and is a predicted model, not a curated record. Gene Ontology annotation, cellular component: nucleus. The coding region runs from base 343 to 1431 and encodes 362 amino acids. The transcript has 8 exons. Gene Ontology annotation, molecular function: protein dimerization activity; DNA-binding transcription factor activity.